GGCCGUUAUAAUAUCUGUAUUAUAGAAUCACCUUGGUGGUUGAUAUUAAAUUAGUGAACAACUGUUAGUUUAAAACUUCUGCAAUGGAUAUUAUUAUUGAGGACGGCCAGGAAGAAUCUCCAGAUGCAGAUGUUGAAGAAUUGAAAGAAGAAUUGGAAGCAAUUCAAGUAACAGCAGAGCCCAUUAUUGAACCAACCAUACCCAAUAUUACAAAGGAGGACUUUUCAGAAUAUCCCGAGUCCUACAAAGACAAUACAAAUAAAGAAAAGUUAAUUCUGGCUUAUGUUGAGAACUACAGAAGACAAUAUGUUCAUUUAUUCAGGGACCGGAAACCUCUUUUCUUAAACCCAUUGAAUGAAUGUGGGAUUGAGAAAUUUGUGUGCACUACUUUACGUCCGACCCUGCUCUCAUACAAAGCUUUGUAUCACUGGCAAGGAUGCGCUGAGUUUGUGGCAGAUUACCUGACCAUGAAACAACUUGAACCCCCUCAGGAACUCCCAAUGUGUCUGUUCUCUCCUUCCACAAUACUUAAACGACAGUUAGGAAACUGUUUCGACUUUAGCAACAUUUUAUGUUCAUUGUUGCUGGGUGCUGGUUACGAUGCUUAUGUUGUAAGUGGUUACGCAACUAAAGAAAUUUGUCUCGCUGAUGAAUCAAGACAGAUAUGUCCAUUGCUGCAACCAAAGAAAGAAGUUUUAAAAGAAGCUGAAAAACCUGAACCUCGCAAAUACACCGUCAAACCCCCUCGUGAUCUUCGUAGCAAAUUCAUCAUAAAGAUGGAGGCAAGGAGGAAAAAGGAGGCAGAGGAAGAAGAGAAAAAGAAGCAACAAGAAGAGGAAGAAAGAAUUGCUGAACUUGAAAAGCCUCCACCUGAUGCAUUAUACGGGUUACGAAUCCAUGCAUGGGUUUUGGUGCGAGGGGGAAAAAGAGAAGUUCCCGAGGAUUUCUUUAUUGAACCCUUUACAGGUCAAUCUUACCCACCAUCCAGCCCAAGUUUCCUUGGUAUAGAAAGUGUUUGGAACAGCACCAACUAUUGGGCCAACAUGCAGAACUGCGCAAGUGGUUGCAAGGACAUGUCGUUUGACCUGAUGGACACUGAGAAGUGGGAGUAUAUGCUGGCGGGGUCGGAUCAAACCCAGAUAGAAAUCCCUGAUGCUGAGGAGGAGUUAUAUGAUCUUGAUGAUGAUGAAAAGGAAAACGAAGACGAGAAACAUCUUGAUAUGCCGGCCACAUGGGUCCUCCCUAUUUGUGUCACUAAGAAUCAAUAUGAAAUGAGGUGCCCGCAAGGAAAGAAAACAACUUUAUACAAAAAAGCGAAACUGGAAAAAUAUGCCAACUAUCUUCUUAAGGAUGGUUUGGUAACAAGAUUGUCUGUGUAUGAUAAUAAUGAACUUACCGACCUAAAGAGAGUUCAGGAAUCGUUCGAGAACAGAGAAGACAAACUCACUACCCGUGUUCAUCAGGGCGGUUUAAUAACCGAGGAUUUUGUGGAAGGUCGACCUCGAUCUUUACAACAACAUGUUUACAAGGCAAGCAAUCCUGGGCCAGAAGCAGAAAGAACAAUGACGUUUUUUCACAAAGCAAGAGUGGAUGGUUUAUGCAAGCGCGAGGAGACGCCCACAGAAAUGACGGAACAUUUUGUCAACCGAGACGAUUUCCUCUUUCUGCGCCAUGUCUUGUUUGGGAAGCGUCAAAAGAAAGUUGCACCAGCCACUGCUGAAGGCCCACCAAGACCUAUACUGAAAAUAACCGAAAAGUUUCAUCGUAAUGAUGCUCUUUCCGCCUCCAAGGAUGUUGAGGAGCAAAUCUUUAUCAUCCACGAGGAUAAGAUCCAGAUCACUUACCAUCGGGAGGAUCCCAACAUCACCGCAUCCACGCGAGACUUUUACAAACCGCCCAACGCUGAGGAAAAAGGAGGAAGCCUGCAGUGGUCAAAUGAUAUGACAAAUACUUUCCAGGUUAACCCUCAUGGCUCUCCAGCGAAAAAUCUGGCAAUUUAUGAAAAUCUGCUCCAACUUAUACAAACGGAACAAAAGAGUAUUCAGGCAGUCCGUUCAUCGGAAGAAGAGGUAAAAGAGAUCCUCAUGGAUCGACAAAAGGAGGAACUCGCAUCAGAGCUUGCAAUAUCUGUAUACGACACUGAACGGAACGAAAAAGCAAAGAAACACCGCAAGGAAUUAGAAAGGUUGGCCAUGGAAGAGAAAUUGAGACGACAAGAAAUGGAGAUGGAUUAUCUCGCUCCAUUCCUCGCUCAAAUUGGGAAUCCAGAUAAAAUAAGUAAAACCCAAGCAUUUAAACUUAAGGAGGAUUGCCUGGCUGACUUGAAACAGAGGUUAAUUGAUAAAGCCAACCUGAUCCAGCUACGAUUUGAAAAGGAAACAUCUGAACUUCACAAGAGACAGCAAGACUACCAACAGAAACAAGUAGCGAUGACGAAGGAAGAUGAGGAGCAAUACUUCAACUACUGCUCCGAAGCAAUGUUCAGAAUCCAUAUUCUUGAAUUGAGACUUAACAGACAUAAACAAAUGGCACCACACAAGUACAUGCAACUUGAACAGAAAUUACGACAAGAUCCAAGGCUCUCAGUUUACUUUUAAGAUCAUACAGCAAUACUUUCACUUAACACCUAACUUGUCAACUGUUGUAAGGUUUCCUUUUUUAGCGUUAAUGAAUUUAACAUUCAAGAAUAUUCACAUGUUUUAAAAAGUUUUGUCGCAUUUUAUUGAUAAAUACUUUUACCAAAUGAAACUAUGAAUCUAUUGCCAAAAGCAGGUUUUAUAGUUGUGAAAGGACGACACAUUUUUUAAUCAAAACAACGGUUUGUUAAAAUUAUAAUUUCGACACUCACGCAAUUUAUGGAAAGCUGAUUUUUUUGCUGCAGGAACAGUUUGAGUGUUACUAUUUGGUCGUGUAGCUUGCGUGUUUUGUUGCAGUUGUGCUAAGGCAGAGCAACUAAAUUCGGUGCAGAAGAGUCUCGACUACAAGUUAAAAAUGCAGCGAAACAGCUAUUAAUUGCUAUUUAGUGAGAUCUAAUGCGUAAUGUUUGAACAUCGUAUACUUAAAAUAUAACUACUCUUUAAGUACACGAUGGUUUGAAAGUCACAAACUACUGGAAACUAUGAUUGGUUGGUCGAGUAUUUGUAUAAAAAAUAGAGUUAAGUUUGCAGUAUUAUUUAGCCAGAGUAGAAGAUGGUGGUAAACAAAAUGUAGAUUGUAGAAUUGUAGAUCAUUACCAAGAAACAACAAACAGCAGAUCAAUGAUUAACACAGGUAAGUAGUAACUUAUUUUAAAAAAAAUAUUUGCAAGCUUUACUGUAAACAGGCAAUGCGUAUAAUACACUCCUUUUUUGCAUAAAAAUUUAAGUUGCUGAAGUGUUUUUAUACGAUUUUACUUGCCAUCGGCAUCGGGACUUACCCAUUGUCGGAACGUGGCGCGGAAUUUUGCAUCGGCGUCUUUGUCUAAUAACUUUAUUGACGAUUUUCCGCUUCAAAUUUGAAUAAGUUAGGUGUUUACCAACUGCAAUGCGAAGCACCAGCAUGCAGAAGCAUCAUAUAAUGCUUACUGGCUUCCCAGAGACAGAGAAAUCGUUGCUGAUUAAAAUAAUAAAAGACUUGGGCGGAUCUUACUGUUAUGAUCAAACGGAUUCUGAGAAAUUCCUUCCAGUUUGUACGCAUGUUGUUGCUAAGAAACCUUGUCGGAGCCAAAAGUUUCUCUGUGCCUGUGCAUCUGGUAAAUGGCUGGUGGUAGACAAGUACUUACUGGACAGUCAAUCUGCCAAGAAGUUUCUACCAGAAUUGAAAUACGAAUGGGGAAAUAUUUACAAAUAUGAUCAGUUGCCUGUAGAUGUGCAGCAGGCACCAUCAAGAUGGAGACAAGCGUUGAAAAAAGA
This is a messenger RNA of Ciona intestinalis (vase tunicate), 3890 nucleotides long. The record is from RefSeq and is a predicted model, not a curated record. Lineage: Eukaryota; Metazoa; Chordata; Ascidiacea; Phlebobranchia; Cionidae.